Molecule: messenger RNA, 4734 nt
Organism: Hypanus sabinus (Atlantic stingray)
Lineage: Eukaryota; Metazoa; Chordata; Chondrichthyes; Myliobatiformes; Dasyatidae
Product: carboxypeptidase N subunit 2-like
Exons: 4
Coding region: 347-2575 (742 amino acids)
Cellular component (GO): extracellular matrix
Molecular function (GO): protein binding
Source: RefSeq, a predicted model, not a curated record
GUCUUGCCUUGUACAAAGGAAGCUGGUUGUUACGUUUCAAGUUCAAUCAUUCCAGCAACAGAGCAGGACUGUAGUGAAAUUUAAAAAAAAACUUGCUGAGUUGGUUCGUUUUGCUUCCUUGUACAGUGCUGGGCUUCUUGUUUUCUCCAUUAUCACAUGAAGCUAAAAGUUACAUUUCCUUUUUGUUAAUGACAAUGUCAGCGACUUGGACUGAUUUAUACCAGAGAAGUUAUUUACUUCACAUCCACUCUUCUCUGAGCUGAACCAGUGAAGCUUCCCUGGUGGUCCUGUGCCACAACGUUCGCCAGUGGAAUUCAUCAGCAGAGUGCAGAUUUGUGCUCGGAACAUGAUUUCCAAAUGGUUUUUGGGUAUUCUGACUCUGUGCACUUUUGCGACUUGCUCUUGUGAUUGUGAAUUCCAAAAAGAAGACUUUGUUUGUAACAAAAGAUCCAUGAAGGAAAUGCCAGCGAAUAUACCUUCCAAUGUAACUGAAAUACAUGUGAUGAAUACUAAUAUUAGCACAUUAAGAUCUGGGGCCUUUAAGAAUUAUCCUGCAACAGUGAAGAGGAUUGAUUUUAUGAAUAAAUUACUAUCGACGAUAGAAAUUGGGGCCCUGGAUGGUCUCCGUAAUCUCAUUCAUCUUGAGGUAGAUGGUAGCCAACUGGAAACAUUGAAUGUUGGGGUUUUUGACAACCUUCCACAACUGAAGAAUCUCUUCCUGACAACAAAUCGUAUUAAGAAUCUAGAAAAGGGAUUAUUUGAUAAACUUCUGAAAUUAGAGGAACUGCGUUUGUUUGACAAUAGCUUACACGAGAUUCCAAGUGGAAUACUUGACAAACUUUCACAGCUUCAAAAAUUGCAUAUUGGAGGAAAUCAGAUAAAGAAUCUUCCUCCACGAAUAUUUGAUAACGUUAGAAAACUCAAAGUUCUUCGACUUCACAAUAAUCAGAUUGCUAAUCUUACAACAGGUAUUUUUGACCAUCUCUCAGACCUCACUGAGCUUUCUUUGGGUAGGAAUAGUAUUUCACAUCUCCCAGCUGACAUUUUUUCUAAACUUAUUAUGUUAGAAAAGUUGUAUUUGGAGUCAAACUCCAUCACAGAACUUCCUGAAGCAAUUUUGAACAAUUUGACAAAAUUAUCUCGCUUGAAGCUGGACUCUAACAUGAUCUCCAGUCUUCCUGCUAAUGUAUUUGAUUUCACUGCAAAACUCAUUGAACUUUCCUUGACAGAAAACAAUCUUCUCUCUCUUCAUGAUAAUAUGUUCAGUAAACUGUCUAACCUGCUUAAACUUCUACUGAGCAAGAACCAGAUCUCAACUAUUGGAAAGAAAGCUUUCAGUGGCCUUAAACAUUUGAGUGAUCUUCAGCUGCAAGGAAACAAUAUUAACACGUUGGACAAUGAAGUUUUUGAAAAAUUAUCCAAGUUGAAAAAGCUGAAUCUUGCCAAUAAUCAGUUGUCUAAUAUACCUAACGGAACCUUUAAUAAUUUGCGAUCUCUUUCUUCCCGUGGACUCGACCUGCAGAAUAACCCCUUUGUUUGCGACUGUCAAUUAAUAUACCUGAGAAAGUGGAUGAAGGCAAAUGAAAGGAGAGUAAAAUCAGCGAGUAAAUUGUUAUGUGACAGUCCUGUUGAUAGAGCUGGAUUGACUAUUCUAUCUUUAAAAGAGGAAGAAUUUAUCUGUUUAACUACAACGGCACUAACUACUAUUCCACAAGUUUCAACUUUGAUGACUACUUUAUUAACUGCCGUGAAUAUCUUUACAACAGAAGGAAUUAUCACACCAGAAACUUCAAAUCCUAUUGUGACUACAGUGUUAACUACUCCCAGUACAACAGAACUCACAACAGGACAGACAUCCACAUCUGGCACUUCAACACAUAUUACGACUACAGUAUUAUCUACUCCCUGUACCACAAAGACUACAGAACAGAGCAGCACACCAGAAAUUUCAACACCUAGUUUGACUACGGAGUUACCCACUCCCAGCACAACUGAACUAACAGAACAGUCUACCACACCAGAAAUUUCAUCACCUCGUUUGACUGCGGAGUUAUCAACUCCCAGUACAACUGAAUUAACAGAACAGACCACCACUCCAGAAGUUUCAACUACGACUAAAACUAUGAGUAUACCCACAACCAAAAUUUCUACAACUCAUAGUAUGACAACCGAACAAGCAUUUCACAUGCAUUGGACAUCCUCAAUAACUUGGAUGACAUCAAUGGCUAAAGUAAUAAGCGCAAAGGUGAUCUUCAAUUCAGUACUUCUUACCAAAUAUACUUCAGAAACACCAACUGAAAACACCUCUAUACCAGAAUUCUCUUCUACUUCUGUGCAAACAUCAAGUCCAAAGAAUAUAAAAGCAUUUUCUUCUCGAAGAGAAACAUGGGCUUCCCAUGAAAUGGGAAACUGUAUGAUACUUGCAAUAUUAUCUCUAAUACUUCUAUUGUUCCUAAUAAUCUUGACAACCACGCUACUAUACUACAUUUGGAGACUUUACAAAUCUCUUCUUUAUGAAAAGAAAAAGCAGACUUUGAUUAAACUAAUUAAAUUUUCAAGAAGGGAACAAUUUUGAUAACGAAGUGAAUAAUGACAUACACUUUGAAAUUCUAUUUAAUUAGUAUUAGUCUAUUUUACUUGGUCCAAAACAUUGCAUGAUAUUUAGUCAAGUUGGAUUUGGCCUCCUUCUUUGUAAAGAACACAAUUUUACACAUGAUUAGACAUAUGCCAAUAUUGCAAUCGUACUGCCACCCAGCCCAUUAAAUGUUGUGGAGCAGAGGUCUUUUUGUAUUAUAGUUGUCUGGUCCCAAAGUUUUGUUGAGUUUCAAAGGUACAUUUAAUAUCAAAGAAAUGGAUACAAUAUACAUCCUGAAAUCCUUUUUCUUCACAACCACCAACGAAAACAGGAGUGCCACAAAGAAUGAAUGACAGUUAAAUGUUAGAACUCCAAAGACACCCCAGCUUCCCUCCCAUGCAUAAGUAGCAGCAAAGCAACGACUCCUCCACCCCACCAGCAAAAAAAAGCAACAGUACCCCCACCGAGCGCUCAAAUGUACAACAAAGCAUCGAUAAAUAAACAGACUUGCAGUACCCCAAAGACUACUUGCAGUACCCUAAAGAUCUUAGUAUUCAACAUACCACAGGGUCUCUCUCUCCCUAAUAAAGGAAAAGGAAGUGUCCCUGUUUCACAGUGAGAGGGGAGACAUAAAAAACAACUUGUUGAUUUAUGAUGUUAAAAGACAUUUGCGUCACUUUUUCCGAGCUCGGUGCCCAAAGAACUCGGGUCUCUGGGCACACAGCCAGCUCGCUGCCUUCAAUCUUCCAUCUCCCACGACACACCAAUUUCCUGUGGAGGCACUGACCUCAGGUCUGCCUGCUUCCAGAGACACGAAAUCCCAGAAACCUAAAGGUGCUCUAGUCUUCUAGGCCACGUUGUGGGACCCCGACAGCGGGUCCCAUUCCCGCAAAGAACUGAAGUCAGUGUGUAACUCCAGGUCAAAAGAACCCUGAAAGGGAAAAAUAGAGAUGUUAAAGAUAGAAAUAGAGCCGUUUCCGGAGAUGCAAGCAAAGGUGCCAUCGUCCUCCAAAGCUCCACCAUUGAGUGUAGUUCUCUCAGCCUUAAAAGUAUCAUAUGAAUGAAUGAAAGUGAAAUACAGAAUUAAUAAUUACUAUAAUGAUGGAUGUUUAACAAAAUAGACAACGUCAAAUCUAUAAAGCCACAGGUCAGUAGUUGAGGAAUUACUUGUCGGUUAACUAUCUCUAGCUAAACAUUAAAUGCAAACAAUAUCAUUCCAGCACUUCCUUGUAAAGAAAUAUUGGCUUCCAGUGUUUGUUAAAGAAAAUACAAACAAUCACUUCUUUGCCUGAAACCUGAAAGUUCUUGUUAAGCAAAAAAGGAGAAGUCAAGAAACGGGGAACAGUCAUGCAUCAGUGCUCCAUUCCCCUGGUGUAAACGUAGAGUUCAAUGUGAUUCCUCCUUAGUAUAUGCUAAAAUAAAAUGGACAUCUGUCAAACAAAAUGGUGUUAGUUUGGAGUGGGAUGGUUUUGAGAAAGUGCAAGAGAACCAGUCCACGGCAAUGUUUGGAGGAAGUCAAGGAAACACAAGUCUGCAGCCAUAAUACUGAAAAUUGGUGAAAAACACUUUUUUUUCUGGGCUGAACAUAAUAAGAGAUAAGAGGGUGCAGACUGUACCACCAAAGGAUGGAAAAGUAAGGGGUUAUGAAGAGUAUAAAAAGGGGCACUUUCUGUGCAAUUGGGGAAGUUUGUCUUGGGCUACAUCAUGGGUGGUGCUCAUGCAAGAUAGGGAACAGUAUGUUGAGUCACCCAGAAAGAUUUAGAGAGAAAGAAAAAGAGAGAGGUAGGGAAUGAGAGAGAAAGGGGGAGAAAGAAAGAGAGAGAGAGAGAGAGAGAGAGAGAGAGAGAGAGAGAGAGAGAGAGAGAGAGAGAGAGAGAGAAAGAGAGAGAGAGAGAGAGAGAGAGAGAGAGAGAGAGAGAGAGAGAGAGAGAGAGAGAGAGAGAGAGAGAGAGAGAGAGAGAGAGAGAGAGAGAGAGAGAGAGAGAGAAACAGGCUGCAAGAAAGAUUGUUAAAUCUGUGACUUUCCAACAUUGCAGAGAAAGGCUUGUUCAGUGCAUAAGUAUUAUUUUGAUUCCUGUACCGCUUCUACUGUAGACAUUUGUUUUUCUUUCUGUGUUGCAUCUGUGCUAAUUCUAAUAAAAUGUUAUUUUGUGGUUUAA